CCACAGUCAUUGUCACAUAACUUACUGAGAAGCUACUUAGUAGCAGCCCUUUAAUACAGAAAAGCACUGCGGACACUAGUUAGCUAAUAAUACAAGCAGUCAUGAUCGUGGAGCAGGUGAUCGAGGACACGCGCGACUUCCUAGAACACGACUAUAUGAUGGACAGCCCCAUGAACCUGACCUAUUUCUAUGGUGGCUCCCAUUCUCCGUACUCUGAUGUGGCAUCGUCCCCGACUCACUCCAUAUCCUCCGGUCCGGGCUCCCCUGAAUCUGACAGUGAGGGCAGUCUAAGUGCUUCUUGGCCCCAAGUCAAGAAAGCUGGCAAAAGCAGUGGGACAGGACGCCAUUCAAAAGGGAACUUCCAAGGAGUCCGAGUGAGAAAUCCUGUGAGAGAACUGCUUAAUCAGCUAAGAAACAAAGUUUGCAAUGGCCCAUUGGAUUUACAGCAACAUCAAAGCUACGAAUAUUACACUGAACUGAAGUCUAUAAUAAACAAAAAGCGGUCUAGUGAAUGCAUGUCGGAUGCACCAGAUGCAAAGAAACCUUGCCCCUUCCAAUCCAGUUCUUUUCUGACACCACCAAGUACCCCAAAGUCCUGUGACAAUAUGGAUGAACCUCCGAAGAGUGAGAGCGGUACAGAAUCAAAUGUGGAUCCGCUCCAGAGUAUAAUGAACCUAAAGCAUAAGUCCAAUCCAGUUUCCCUGAAUACAGUGCUAGUAAAUUGGAUGAAUACCCCAGAACAAUUCUAUCAGGAAGCGCCUGUAUCUCAAACCUUUUCACCACCUCCAGCCAAUCAGGCAUUCAGCAGCUGCUCUCCACAGCACAAUAAUGACCAGUACCAGUUUGGUUGUCGCCAAGUCCAAGAAAUUCCUCCACAGUGUCCUACAGAGUAUAACUACAGCCCUAUCCAGAAUUAUCCAGAAGCCAUGUGCUCAAAUGAUGCGCUCGAGAGUUGUGCCAUCGAGAGCUACCUGUCUCUUAUUGAAUCCCCACCUGAGAUGACAUCUCCAAACAUCUCUACAGAGCCAAAUAUGUCAACUGGGAAGUAUAGCCCACCACAAAACCUACCUGGUAACCAAUUUGUAGAUCAUCACAUGGCCCAAUCUUCUCCAAGUGUGUCCCCACCUUUGUGCCAGAUUGACGCAAACAGGUCAAGCCCAACGCAGAUUGGUAAAUCCUUCUUCCACUGGCAGAUUGAGCAAGAGGAAAAGAAAUUUGUCAAUGUUUCCAAUGAACAACUUCUCGCCAAAGACGCAGAUGGUGACACGUACCUUCACAUAGCAGUCGCACAAGGAAAACGAGCUCUGUCUUAUGUCCUGGCUUCCAAGAUGGCAGCCCUUAAUAUGCUGGAUGUUAAGGAGCGUAACAACCAGAGUGCUCUUCAGGUAGCUGUAGCUGCCAAUCACCAUCUGAUCGUACAAGACUUGAUUAGCCUUGGGGCCCAACUCAACACUACAGAUUACUGGGGAAGAACUCCGCUUCACGUCUGUGCUGCAAAAGGGUACUCGCAAGUUCUUCAGGCAAUUCAAAAAUGCAUUCUAGCAACCAAUCAAUAUAUUGAUGUGGACACAACCAAUUAUGAUGGUUUGACUCCUCUACACUGUGCAGUAGUUGCGCACAAUACAAUCGUCCAGCAACUGCAGAUGUAUCAACAAAACUGCUCUCCUGCUACAGAUGAACUGCUGGUGAAGAACAAGGCAAUGGUUGACACUGUUAAGGCAUUGCUGCAGAUGGGCGCUUCUGUUGAGGAAAAAGAUCGCAAAAGUGGACGCUGUGCCCUGCACUUAGCCUGUGAAGAGGCAAACCUUGAACUGAUGUGUAUAUUUUUAGAGAUGCCAAAUUGUCUACACUUCAUCAAUGCAAAGGCCUACAAUGGAAACACUGCAUUGCAUAUUGCUGCAAGUUUGCAACACAGAAGAGCUCAUGUUGGAGCAGUAAAGCUUUUGAUGAGAAAAGGGGCUGAUCCAAGUGCUCGAAACCUAGAAAAUGAGCAGCCAGUACAUCUUGUAUCUGAUGGACCUGUGGGGGAAGAGAUUAGACGUGUGCUUAAAGGGAAAUCCAUGCAGCAGCGUUUACCAUCUUACUAAACUCCCACAAAAUCCACUUCCAUACUCUCGCCAGUUAGGCGGUCUUUAAUUAUGUAAAUAGAUUUGUCCUAGUGAAGGGCAAAUAAAAGUUGGUUUCUGUGAAAC
Rana temporaria (common frog) is the source of this 2192-nucleotide messenger RNA. It is a transcript of the gene NFKBIZ, whose product is annotated as NFKB inhibitor zeta. Gene Ontology annotation, molecular function: POU domain binding; DNA binding. The coding region runs from base 102 to 2087 and encodes 661 amino acids. The record is from RefSeq and is a predicted model, not a curated record. Gene Ontology annotation, biological process: regulation of gene expression. Lineage: Eukaryota; Metazoa; Chordata; Amphibia; Anura; Ranidae. Gene Ontology annotation, cellular component: nucleus. The transcript is spliced from 12 exons.